This is a messenger RNA of Lotus japonicus, 561 nucleotides long. Its product is annotated as GRAS family protein TF80-like. Bases 1 to 561 code for a protein of 186 amino acids. The record is from RefSeq and is a predicted model, not a curated record. Gene Ontology annotation, biological process: regulation of DNA-templated transcription. Lineage: Eukaryota; Viridiplantae; Streptophyta; Magnoliopsida; Fabales; Fabaceae. Gene Ontology annotation, molecular function: sequence-specific DNA binding; DNA-binding transcription factor activity. Gene Ontology annotation, cellular component: nucleus. The transcript has a single exon.
AUGAACCAAUAUGCACAAAUGCUUGGGAAACAGAAUAAGAACAAGAACAAGAUCAAUUCAAGUCCGGAUUCAGCAUUGUCACCCCUUUCUCUAAGUCCACCUAAGAUGGAGUGUUUUCUAAAUGGCCUGUGGAAGCUACAACCUAAAGUGAUGGUGAUCACUGAGCAAGAAGCCAAUGUGAAUGGCUCUACUUUGACAGAUAGGAUGGAGAAUGCUUUGCAAUUUUAUGGUGCACUCUUUGAUUGCUUGGAAGCUACCUUUCCUAGAACAUUAGUGGACAGAACAUUACUAGAGAAGAUGCUACUUGGGAAGCAAAUAAAGAACAUCAUUGCAUGUGAAGGAGUUGAGAGAAAGGAGAGGUAUGAGGUGGUUCGGACAUGGAUCCCAAGGCUUCAAUUGGCUGGAUUUGGGAUGGUAUCAAUCAGCCCCAAUGGGAUGAUUCAGGCAAAAACCUUGUUGCAAAACUAUGUGGGUGGAUAUCAUACUGUACAGGACAAGAAUUGCUUGUUUAUGUGUUGGGAGGGAAGACCUCUCUUUUCUAUAUCAGCCUGGAAGUUUUAA